ACCCAUCUCAUAAUGAACUCCUCUGCCUCCAUUACGUCCUUGUUCUCAUUCACCAGCCCCGCGGUGAAGCGUCUGCUCGGCUGGAAACAAGGAGAUGAGGAGGAGAAGUGGGCAGAGAAGGCUGUGGACUCUCUAGUUAAGAAACUAAAGAAGAAGAAAGGAGCAAUGGAGGAGCUGGAGAGGGCCCUCAGCUGCCCCGGACAGCCCAGCAAGUGUGUGACAAUCCCCCGCUCGUUGGAUGGGAGGUUGCAGGUGUCCCACAGGAAGGGUCUUCCACAUGUCAUCUACUGCAGGGUGUGGCGCUGGCCUGACCUGCAGUCCCACCAUGAGCUGAAAGCCCUGGAGUGCUGCGAGUUCCCCUUCGGCUCCAAGCAGAAGGACAUCUGUGUGAACCCGUACCACUACAGGCGUGUGGAGACUCCAGUGCUGCCACCAGUUCUGGUCCCACGCCACAGCGAGUUCAACCCUCAACACAGCUUGCUGGCAAAGUUCAGGAACGCCUCCCUGCACAACGAGCCUCUGAUGCCCCAGAAUGCCACCUACCCGGACUCAUUCCCUGCGAUCCCAUGCUCCUCCUCCUUCUCCUCCUCCCCGUCCUCCUCCCUCACCCAGUCUCCCACCUCACAGAGUUUCCCCAACUCUCCCAACAGCUCUGCAGAGCCCGGCAGUCCGUAUCACAUCACAGCUGAGACUCCUCCACCUCCGUACAGCAUGAUGGAGAGCAGCCCACCGGAGGAUGUGAAGCCCAGCAACUCCACAGAAACCAUCAAACUCACGUUUUCGGCUCCUCACAGAGAUUUACGGCCCGUAUGUUACGAGGAACCAGAGUACUGGUGUUCGGUAGCUUACUAUGAGCUCAACAAUCGGGUCGGGGAGACUUUCCACGCGUCAUCCCGCAGCGUCUUGGUGGACGGCUUCACAGACCCAUCAAACAACAAGAACCGCUUCUGCCUCGGGCUGCUGUCCAACGUCAACCGCAACUCCACCAUCGAGCACACACGCAGGCAUAUUGGCAAAGGCCUACACCUGUACUACGUCGGCGGGGAGGUGUACGCAGAGUGCCUGAGCGACAGCAGCAUCUUCGUCCAGAGCCGAAACUGUAACUUCCAGCAUGGCUUCCACGCCACCACGGUGUGCAAGAUCCCCAGCGGCUGUAGCCUCAAGAUCUUCAACAACCAGCUGUUCGCCCAGCUCCUCGCCCAGUCCGUUAACCACGGCUUCGAGGUCGUCUACGAGCUCACUAAGAUGUGCACCAUCCGCAUGAGCUUUGUUAAGGGCUGGGGUGCCGAAUACCACCGUCAAGAUGUGACCAGCACCCCCUGCUGGAUCGAGGUACAUCUGCACGGGCCCCUGCAGUGGCUGGACAAGGUCCUCACACAGAUGGGCUCCCCACACAACCCUAUUUCUUCAGUGUCCUAACAGGAGCACACGCUUUUUACUGCGUGCUCUAGUUCCUUCACACAGGUAGUCGUAGAUUCUGUAUGUUCUAUGUCCAGGAUUUCUGUCAUACGGUCCCUUUUUUCUUGACAUCUCAUACAAAACGACAAAAAUAUGUUACCCUCAGCUCUGUCACACCAUGCAGCAUAACUGAAAUGAUGAAAGACUUAAUUCUGCGUGGAUAAUUUACACCUCAUUUGGUGAAAUGAUAAAGUGUUACUUAAUUUUAAUUAAGACUAUGAUAAAGCAUUUAUCCUGCACUCCAUGUCAAGAAAAAUGGGAUAUAUUUAUAGGUACGCAAAAACUUAUUCCAUGUUGUAAAUGUUGUUAUGAUAGUAUGUGCUGUAUUCCCAUGUGUUGACUUUGUGUACUGGUUGCUUUUUACUUGUUCCAUUAAAGUUGUUUUUUUCU
Messenger RNA from Scatophagus argus, 1848 nucleotides. RefSeq names its product SMAD family member 9 (gene smad9). Gene Ontology annotation, cellular component: heteromeric SMAD protein complex. The transcript is spliced from 7 exons. The record is from RefSeq and is a predicted model, not a curated record. Lineage: Eukaryota; Metazoa; Chordata; Actinopteri; Scatophagidae. Gene Ontology annotation, molecular function: RNA polymerase II cis-regulatory region sequence-specific DNA binding; I-SMAD binding; DNA-binding transcription factor activity, RNA polymerase II-specific. Gene Ontology annotation, biological process: SMAD protein signal transduction; regulation of transcription by RNA polymerase II; anatomical structure morphogenesis. The coding region runs from base 13 to 1419 and encodes 468 amino acids.